AAUUACAAUCUCUCUAUAUAACACGCAUUUCCUCCCUCAUCUCUGUCUCUGGUUUUCUGGUUCUCUCUUUCUCUCUCUCUUUUCUGGGUUAUAGUUUCUUGAGAAAAAGCCAUGGCUUUAUCUUUAAAGGAAAACAUGGUAUUGUGUGCUAUGUUGUGCUUAUUGAUCACUCCUUCUGUCGCCGAACUUCCAAGAUUCAAACAGCCUCUUAACGAAUCACGACAAUCUCUUCAUUUUUUGGUAGUUGGAGAUUGGGGAAGAAAAGGAACACACAAUCAAUCUUUCGUAGCUAAUCAGAUGGGAAUUGUGGGUGAGAAAUUAAAUAUAGAUUUUGUGAUCUCCACUGGAGACAAUUUUUAUGAAGAUGGGCUAAAAGGGGUUGAAGAUCCAGCCUUCUACGAAUCAUUUGUUGACAUAUACACUGCCCCUAGCUUACAGAAGACUUGGUACAGUGUUCUCGGUAACCAUGACUAUAGAGGUGAUGUUGAGGCACAACUAAGUCAUGUUCUCAAAGAAAAAGAUAGCAGAUGGCUUUGCCUGAGAUCGUUUAUUCUCGAUGGAGAAAUUGUGGAGUUUUUGUUCGUGGACACGAGUCCGUUUGUAGACGAUUACUUUCAAGAUCCAGGAGAGCAUACAUAUGACUGGGAAGGCGUGCUUCCUCGCAUGUCUUACAUUUCACAACUCUUAGUGGAUGUUAAUUCAACUUUGGCUAAAUCAAAGGCAAAAUGGAAGAUGGUGGUUGGUCACCACACAAUCUAUAGUGCUGGCCAUCAUGGUAACACUGAAGAGCUCAAACAGAUACUUCUUCCCAUCUUGGAGGCAAACAAUGUUGAUGCAUACAUAAAUGGACAUGACCACUGCCUGGAGCAUAUAAUUGACAAAAACAGUGGAAUUCACUUUCUAACAAGUGGAGGUGGAUCAAAGGCGUGGUCAAGUGAUGUCAAGCCAUGGAACUUGGAUGAACUGAAAUUGUAUUAUGAUGGACAAGGUUUCAUGUCUAUGCAGAUCACCGAAAGCAAUGCAGAUAUCAUAUUUUAUGAUGUUUCUGGCAAACCUUUGCAUACGUGGAGCAUAUCCAAAGAACCUAAACUAGCAUCCUCGAUAUAAAACCUAGAGUAUAUGUAGAAAUACCUCUGACAGAAAAUUCGGACGACUUAAAAAUGUACUAUUUGUGAUGAAAAAACAAAAAAAAAAAAAAGGAUGUGUAGGAACGUGUUAAUGACCUUGUAAUAUGUUAAUUAUUCCCAAACUCGUGCUACAGUUAUUUAAGAAACAAAGGCAUACAGUGGUUUGUAGUUUA
Messenger RNA from Vigna radiata var. radiata (mung bean), 1300 nucleotides. Its product is annotated as purple acid phosphatase 8. The record is from RefSeq and is a predicted model, not a curated record. Bases 112 to 1107 code for a protein of 331 amino acids. The transcript has 7 exons. Lineage: Eukaryota; Viridiplantae; Streptophyta; Magnoliopsida; Fabales; Fabaceae. Gene Ontology annotation, molecular function: ferric iron binding; acid phosphatase activity; ferrous iron binding.